Messenger RNA from Oryza brachyantha (malo sina), 1761 nucleotides. RefSeq lists its product as uncharacterized. Lineage: Eukaryota; Viridiplantae; Streptophyta; Magnoliopsida; Poales; Poaceae. The coding region runs from base 582 to 1013 and encodes 143 amino acids. The record is from RefSeq and is a predicted model, not a curated record. The transcript has 6 exons.
UGCGGAUACUGUCGGCUGGUCGACGCCACGCCACGAACACAAAGACAGAUCUGCGUGCGUGUAAUAGGAAAAAAAACGAAGAGAACGGUUAGGGCAGAUUUGGAGAAGAAAUUUAUAAAAAACAAAAAAUAAUUUUUCAGCCCCCUUAAACAAUGAAAAUGAUAAACUCAGCGAAUUAUAAAACCAAUUGAAUGGAAUUCCAGCGAAACGAAUCCAUUUUAGUAAUGGUAAUAUAUGCAAUUUUCUCGGUUACGGCGGUGGCGAAAGGUGCGAAAAAACGUGGUACGACGACAGGAGGAUCACAUUCGCUUCGCUCCUUCCGGGGUCGAAGAUGGGCGAAUCAUCGGAUUUCACUGCGGCAGCUUGCUCAACGGGCAAAUCCAGCAGUUCAUAGGAGCUCUCCGCCUGUAUCUGCCAUAGGAAGACGAUGAACAUGAGCUAGAUCUGUAUGGUGGAGAAGGCUAAGCGGCGCGCGCUUGGCCGAAUCGGCCGAUUCCUCAUCGCAUAGUCUAGAUCCACAUGCCCACUUGGCAUCGCCCUACCUACCCCCAUUCGUCCUUUCGGAGCCUAGGGUUGGGGACAUGGAAUGCGCAGGCGCGCCGCCGGGGCACAGCAGCACAGGGUCGCCGGCGGGGCCACACGGAAGGCGGCGUCGAUGUACCGCGCGUGGGGGUGCACGGCGGCGUCCUGGUAGGUUGCUCUGCUCAAGUGGUCGCUUGUUCUUCCUAAAUCAGCUGAUGGCGAUGAUUAAUAAUUUAUCUGACAGUCGCCAGUCCCCAACAAAUGAGAGCACAGAUCAACCAAAGAGAUUUCGAGUGAAGUUGGAUCCUAUCAUCCUAAUGGUUUUUUAUGCCAUUAGAGAAUUUAUUGGUGGUGGAUGUGCACUUGACUUUUGUCUAAGUUCUAAAAGAUAUGUUUCUGCAGUGAACACAGAAUUAAAGAGCUACGUACAGUUGCUGGCAGACGAUGUUUCUUGCAAGAAACUUAUCAUGUUUUUCAGCAAGAAGGGUUAGGCAUGUAUGUGCGCAUGCAUCUCAGAAGUAUCUUCGGGCUAGAAGGGUGAGGCAUGUAUGUGCGCAUGCAUCUCAGAAGUAUCUUCGGGCCAAGGCAGUCAAACCUCUCAAAGGAAGGAUUCGAACAAAGAUGGAGGAGGCUUUCCGAACAAGGCAUGAAGAAGCUUGUCCGAGGGGACUCCCGAGAAUAUCCUUGCUAGAUGCUUGGGGACCACUACUCAAGUGCACUCGAGUACCCGGAACAGCUGGCAGGGUGGUCCCAUGAAGCUGGCAGGAUAGUCAGACAAGCCACUGAAUAUUGUGUUAAACUCAUUCUAGUUGUCUCUGCGCUCUUUUUCCACACUUCCGUACAUUCUCUUCCCACAACAUAAUUUUAUAAUAGGUGCUGCUCUAGGCCUCUAGCCACCAUCAGUUCUGUCAACAAUGGACUAAAACAAAGAGAUGGAUUUUUCAGGUCAAAGGUAUAAUGUUGUGUUAAUGAAUUAAGGUUAUUUAAGAAAGUUGGAACAUAGUAACCAAUUGUAAAGUUUCUUGACCUUGUAUCAAUGGCCAGCACAUGCUUGAAUCUCUAGUAUUUUUUUUGUUUGCUGGAAUUGUUUCAUAUUCCUUUUGAACCUCCUACAUGUCUCUAAAAACACAUUUGUUGCCUCUUGGAAACCAAAUAAUUUCUGUAACAAAAGGAACUAUCCACAAUGAUCUUCUAUGAAAUAAGACUCCCCAUAUCUACAUAACACGAAAACAGAGUAAG